AUGGCCGGCAAGACACGUAUUGAGAUCAACUUUAACAGGUUACUGAGCCAGUGUCAGUGUAUGGCCGAAGACAAAGAGAACAGAGAUUGGCGGUUUGAUAAGUACCUUGGAGCUCUACAGAAUUAUCUAGGAAAUUUGAAGACAUCACAGAGCAAGCCUUCACAGGAAACACUUUUGGAGUAUCAGAAAAAAGUGGAUCUCCUGAAAGGAUUGUCUGAAGCUGAAAAAAAACCCUGUGUUGUUGAGAGAGCACUGAUAACAGAAAGACUAAGGCCUGUGAGCACGAAUUUGAGCAGUGCCCCAGCAAAGCAGUUACAGGCUAAAGCAAAAGCUAAAUGUGAAGAAGAUGUCAGGACAGAGCUGUUUGGGUCGCCUAAGAACUCAGUUUCUAAUGAAGGUCUGCGGGAGAGAAAGAAACCUCAAGAAGAUGAAGACAUAAACACAAUACUACAGCAUCACCACAAGAUCCAGGAGAAGCUUGCAGAAGAGAUGCUUAUGCAUGCUCAAGCUUUGAAGCAGAACAUCACAGAUGCUGGUCGGGUUGUGAGGCAGGACACCAAGAAAAUCAUAGACAGCCAACGUUUGGCCGAUAUUAACAUGAGCAAACUGAAGGUGGAGAGCGAGCGACUUGAAGCCCACACAAAGACAUGCUCAUGGUGGAUCUGGGUUAUGCUGGUUGUGGUCAUCAUGACUUUUAUUUCUAUGGUCUUGUUUAUGAGGAUAUUUUCUAAAUAA
Messenger RNA from Candidula unifasciata, 735 nucleotides. The record is from the annotation of a GenBank genome assembly. NCBI's taxonomy places the organism in Eukaryota, Metazoa, Mollusca, Gastropoda, Stylommatophora, Geomitridae.